Molecule: messenger RNA, 825 nt
Organism: Meriones unguiculatus (Mongolian gerbil)
Lineage: Eukaryota; Metazoa; Chordata; Mammalia; Rodentia; Muridae
Gene: Npw
Product: neuropeptide W
Exons: 2
Biological process (GO): G protein-coupled receptor signaling pathway; feeding behavior
Molecular function (GO): G protein-coupled receptor binding
Source: RefSeq, a predicted model, not a curated record
CCUCCCUCUCUCCAUCCUCCUCUCCCUGGGGUGAGCGUGGCAGGUGCCGCGGGGGCGAGCCGGGGCGGGGCCAUUGAGAGGCUGUACUCAUCGCACCAACUGACUAGUCUCCUCCAUCCUCCUGAGCUCCCACGACCUAAUUCCAUUGCAGACACAAAACCUGUUCUUGGUUUAGCCCGCCAAGGGGGCCAUCGACGGAGCGCACUGGCGCCGAGCAGAGAAGCGAGGGGCCCCGGGCCCCGGGCUCCUGUGACCCGGCUGCUGCUGCCGCUGCUGCUGCUGCUGCUCCCGCUGCCCGCGGGUGCCUGGUACAAGCACGUGGCGAGUCCCCGCUAUCACACCGUGGGCCGGGCCUCGGGUCUGCUCAUGGGGCUGCGCCGCUCGCCCUACCUGUGGCGCCGAGCCCUGGGCGGGGCCGCUGGAGCGCUGUCCCCCGACGCUCUGGCCCCGGGACCGGCCUCCGCUAACGCUCUCCUGCUCCCUUCGCCGGGGCAGGAGCUGUGGGAGGUGCGACGCGGGAGCUCGCGGCCAGGGCUUCCCGUCCACACUCCCCGGAGUCCCCGGGACCUGGAGCGGACCCGCCAACCCCAGCAGUCGCUAAGUCUCCGUUCCCGGCUCUCAGAGGAGUCCCCUAGAGCCUUCUUUGGAGAGACGCUUCGCGCCCAGCCAUGGUUCCUACAGCAAAUCGUCAUUGCCGACCCUAUCAGACUGGACGACGGUCCCAAGAAGCUAUGGCGCCCCAAUGCCUGACCUAGGCAGGAGCACAGCUUGUCGCUCCAGCCAGGCCUCGUGGUCUGUCAAUAAAACCAGCCCGAUUCCUCCGCC